Molecule: messenger RNA, 1784 nt
Organism: Leguminivora glycinivorella
Lineage: Eukaryota; Metazoa; Arthropoda; Insecta; Lepidoptera; Tortricidae
Product: probable serine/threonine-protein kinase kinX
Exons: 13
Coding region: 101-1591 (496 amino acids)
Source: RefSeq, a predicted model, not a curated record
GAUUGAGGUUAUGUUUGUUAUUGAUUUACUUUUGUGAUUGUAAUUCGAAAUCUUUCACGAAAUUGCAUUGAAUCUCCAUUAGAAAAUUCAGAAAACAGUUAUGUCAGAUAUGGAGGAACCACCAAUGAAAGUUUUAAAAAUGGAUGUAACUCCAUCGUCCUUGGACUCCACCAUGGAGGGUCAGGAGGAGGGGCAGGAGGAGUGGCUGAGUGAAGGGGUCCUCACUGAUGAUGACUACAUGGCGGCUAAUGCGAGCCAAGAGCAACAGCCAGAUGCCACCGCUGCCGAGUCGUCACAGAACUUGGAGCCGGAACCACAGCAGACGGCGCAGGAAGCCAGCGUCGCUAUGGAGCAGAAUAUUGAAGAAACACUCAACAACUUGGAAGGGAUGGAGGGCACUAAGUCGAAUCAUCCAGAUCACAACACAGCGGAAGAGAGGGAACAAAAAACCGAGGAGCAGCCUGAAACUAUUCUACAGGAGAAUAUUGAAGAGUCGCUGCACAAUUUGGAAGGGAUGGAGACGUCAAAGCUCAGUACAAGCCAAGAGCCAGCUAAAGAGUCAGAGAGCCGAGGACAUGAAGAGCUGGAAACCGUCCUGCAGCAGAAUAUAGAAGACGCGUUGAAUGAUUUCGAAGGAGAAGCUACUAAGGACGAGUUCAACGACCUUUUAAAGAAGAACAACGAAAGCGAACCGUCGCAUUCAGAGCACAGCGACGACGGACACAACACGGACGAAUUACUGCGCAUGUUGGGAGAUGACGACAGCAAAAAGAAGAAAGUUCUCACAACCAUCCGCGAAAAGAACGCGCGUCGCGGCGCUCCGUCCAGCGAGGACGACUUCCUCGAGGGGGCGAAAGUGACGAAGCUGAAGGUGGCUAAAAACGCCAUCAUUCGAACUAAGCCUAUGAAAGCCGAGCCAGAGGACUUCAGCGACAGGGACAGCGAUAUGUCCGACGACGAAGGAAACACAGUGAAGAGAAUGUUUACUUCCAAGCCUCACCCGACCGCCGGCCGAGCGUCGAAAUCGUCGUCAUCCACUAAUGUUAAGACUGAGAAACCUAAACCCACACCAGUGAAGCAGUACAGCAACACCAGCAAGAGCAAAUCGCUUCUCAAACCGAAAACUGCAGAACACCCGGAGAUCAUCAACGAAGAGGAGUUCCUUGAGGACGACGACUUUGACCUUGACGAGGACGUCGGCGAACACUGGCGACGCGAGGACGGGGAAGUGCCGACAAAGACGCAGCCGAUACGUCGGCCCGAGCGCAUGGAUGAGGAGAUACCGAGCGACGAGGACAGCCACUCUGAAGACGACAGUUUAUAUGACAUGAUGCCCUCUUCAGAUUCAGAAGAUAUGGACGAUUGGUUCACAUUGGACAUACGGGCCGAACGAGCAGGCGACUACUUACCUUGGCUGGGUGACAAAGCGCACAAACUGCUGACCGAAGAGAAGCACCGCGUGUCGUCUCGCCUCGCUGCCCUACGCCAGAGCGUGACGGCGCUACAGAGCAGCGGCCGCGUGCAAAACGACCAGAUUAAAGUCGCUACGGAGGCGCUUCAGGAACUUGACGCGAUGUUAGCUGCCGCUUGAGUUAUGUGAGCCUGGUACUUCUGUAGUAUAAACACUCGUAAACUUGGUUGUCUAAACAGCGAAAAGCGGUUUUCUCAUCGACUUUUUGUAUUCAUUCUAAAUAGUUAUUUGUUUAACAAGGGGGCAAAGUUGUUGUUUACCCGCACGUGCCAAAAUUGAUACCCGAGCAAGCGAAAGAUUCCAAUAUUGAAUU